AUGGUCUGGGUCCGUUCCUGGUGCGGGGUGUGUUUUGAACGGUCCCUUGGAUUCCAGCGCUGUUCCUUUCCGCAGCUCGACCACAAGCCCCGGAGCCUCUCCAGCAGCCAGGUGAAGCGGCUGGCCUCCCUGGUGGACCUCCAGCGCCUCUGGGGCUCCUUCCUGAAGCCCAUGCUGAUCGAGCGGUACCCGGGCAGCCCGGGCAACAGGAAGGUGCGGCAGUUCAUUGUGGAUAGCCUGGCCACGCUGGCUGCGGGCUGGCGGGUAGAGCUGGACGCCUUCGAGGAUCGGACCCCGCGGGGUGUCGUGAGCUUUGCCAAUGUAGUGGCCACGCUGGACCCCGCUGCCAGGCGGCACUUGGUCCUGGCCUGCCACUAUGACUCCAAGUACUUCCCCCGCGACCGGCAGGGCCGCACCUUCCUGGGGGCCACCGACUCGGCCGUGCCCUGCGCGAUCCUGCUGGAGCUGGCCACGGCCUUGGACACAGAGCUGCUGAAGGCCAAGGAGCAGGGCUCCGAGGUGACGCUGCAGCUGCUGUUCCUGGACGGCGAGGAGGCCUUCGGGGAGUGGAGCGAGAGGGAUUCCCUGUACGGGGCGCGCCACCUGGCUGAGCACAUGGCCAAGGCUCAGUACCAGCCGGGCACCAGCCAGCUCCAGGCUAUGAGCCUGUUUGUCCUGCUGGACCUGCUGGGGGCCCGAAACCCGACCAUCCAGAACCACUUCCCCCUCACCGCCUCCUGGUUCGACCGGCUCGUCGGCAUCGAGAAGCGUCUGCACCAGCUGGGCCUGCUGCAAUCCCACCCCCGGGAGCAGAUGUACUUCCAGCGGGAGCCUGCGUAUGGGCCUGUCGAAGACGACCACGUCCCCUUCCUCCGAAAAGGAGUGCCGGUGCUGCACCUCAUCGCCACCCCUUUCCCGUGGGUCUGGCACACGAUGGAGGACACGGAGCAGAACCUGCACCCCCCGACCGUGGAGAACCUCUGCAAGAUCCUGGCUGCCUUCCUGGCCGAGUACCUGUGGCUGUGA
Messenger RNA from Emys orbicularis (European pond turtle), 1026 nucleotides. RefSeq names its product glutaminyl-peptide cyclotransferase like (gene QPCTL). Lineage: Eukaryota; Metazoa; Chordata; Testudines; Emydidae. The transcript is spliced from 6 exons. Bases 1 to 1026 code for a protein of 341 amino acids. Gene Ontology annotation, molecular function: zinc ion binding; glutaminyl-peptide cyclotransferase activity. The record is from RefSeq and is a predicted model, not a curated record.